AUGAUACAGGAAUUUUCGAAUGCGGAUUUAAAACAACGUUCUAGAAGAUCUCAUUCGCGAAGUUCGAAAGGAAGCAAUGUCAAUUCAAUAAGCAGCACUGGCCAAAACGGGGUUUUUGUUACCGGAAAUGCAACAAGAGUGGUCGCACAGAGAAACGGGCUGGCGGUUCUUCCUUGUACUGUGAAGAGAUCCACCCAAGGAACGGUGACGUGGAUUCGCAGACGAGACUUCCAGCUUCUAACCGUCGGCACUGCGACUUAUUCUAGCGACGAGAGAUUUUUUGUAGAACAUGUUCGCCAUUUGGGCAACUGGCCUCUUCAAAUAAAGUCCGCUAAGCUGGAAGAUGCCGGCACGUACGAGUGCCAGAUUUCGACGCACCCGCCUGCCAGCAUUUUUAUACACCUCAAAGUAGUAGAAGCCGUAGCUCAAAUCACGGGAGCGCCCGAUCUGCACAUAAGAGAGGGUUCUACUUUACGACUAGUGUGCUCGAUAAAAGGAGCGACGGAAGCGCCUUUAUAUGUUUUUUGGUACCACGCUUCAAGAAUGGUGAACUACGACGGCGCCCGAGGUUUUAUCGUGACGGGCGAGAGAGGCGCUAGUGUGCUUACAGUUCCGGAAGCCAAUAAAACGGUGCACAGCGGAAAUUUUACUUGCGCGCCAUCCAACGCCAGACAGGCCAGCAUCACGGUACACGUAUUGAAUGACCAUUUAACUUUGCCGCAAGUCGAGUCGCAUAUUUGGGAGCAAUUGUCGUCGUGUUAUGAAGCGCUCAUGGUGGCUGCGGAAGAGCGGAAAAGCUCGAAUAUUUCUAAUAAAACUGUUGCUCGCCAUUUCGGCAUAGUGUUUGCUGACAAUUGUGAAAAGGUGAAAAACCAGCAGCAAUGCAACAUGCAAACACAAGCACUUCGAGUUCAGAAAUGA
Molecule: messenger RNA, 921 nt
Organism: Ctenocephalides felis (cat flea)
Lineage: Eukaryota; Metazoa; Arthropoda; Insecta; Siphonaptera; Pulicidae
Exons: 7
Coding region: 1-921 (306 amino acids)
Biological process (GO): synapse organization
Cellular component (GO): neuron projection membrane
Source: RefSeq, a predicted model, not a curated record